Molecule: messenger RNA, 1043 nt
Organism: Aphis gossypii (cotton aphid)
Lineage: Eukaryota; Metazoa; Arthropoda; Insecta; Hemiptera; Aphididae
Product: ras-related protein Rab-13-like
Exons: 6
Coding region: 201-770 (189 amino acids)
Molecular function (GO): GTPase activity; GTP binding
Source: RefSeq, a predicted model, not a curated record
GUCACGAGUAACACAGUAUUUUUUUUUCUUAAUUGAAUCAGAUAUACAAUAUUGGUACAUAUACGUGUUCCGAAACUACAGAGUAUUAAAGCAACCGGAAAUUUUAAGAUCGUGUACAAGCUUUACGCGAUGAUUAUUUUCUUUUUGGUCACAAUAACAUUUUCUGCGACGUGUUUCCUGUACAAUUAUCAUUGAAUUGCAUGGUUGUCGCGCGGUAUUUAGGUUACUUUACUAUGUGUACCCAAGAAAAUCAAACGGUUAAAAGGGGAGUCGAUUACAAACAGAAGAUAAUUCAAUUGGACGAAAAACCAGUUAAGUUACAAAUAUGGGACACUGCCGGGCAAGAGCGUUUCCGAACACUGACUACGGCCUACUAUCGAGGCGCAAUGGGUAUAUUACUCGUUUAUGACGUCACAAAUUUGGAUUCAUUCGAUCAUUUGACGUAUUGGUUAAAGAAUAUUCAAGAGAACGCUUCGCCGGAUGUUAUUAAAGUUUUGGCAGGUAACAAAUGUGACAACGAGACAGUGAGAGCCGUAGACAAAGCAGACGGAGAAAAAAUAGCGGAAUGCUACGAUAUGCCGUUUUUUGAAGUCUCGUGUAAGAUGGACAUCAAUGUGGAAGAAGCGUUUCAGGCGUUGGCUAGAAUGAUCAAAGAACGUUCCAAAUAUUCGGGAGCGUUCGGGCUGAGAGACGAAACGCCCAGGGAAAAAUGUUCACCACUCUUCGAAAAAGCUUUUGCCGAAUCCACACGGAAGUGCAGUUCCUGUUAAUGACCAUAAAUUUAAUAAUAAUAAUCAUAAAAAUUUAGCUAUUUUUAUUUUCAUGAAAAAUCCUAAAGCCUAUUAUAAUAAUACACGUGUUGGCUUAUAUCGCGCCUAUAUCCGACGUCGAAAAAUUCAAUAAGCAUACUAAAUUGACGAAAGUUAUAAGUGGUUAAUAUUAUUAGUGAUUACUAUAAUAUAAAUAGUAAAUACAUAUAAUAUAAUACGCAUAAUAUUAUAACGUUAUUAUUAUAGUAUUGCAAUAAAUAUUUCUAAAUUAUA